CAUCAUGUAUAACCCCACCCAGCACGUGGUGACCUACGCUGGCUUCUGCCCCAACGGACAGGCCCUGCCCGCCUACCCCAACUACCCCGCUUUGCCCAUGCAGCACCACAGCAGUUACCAGGGCCCCUCCACCCCCCAGCCCGGCCUGGAGAUGACCCUAACCCCCUCCUCUCCGUCAGAGGAGAGCCAGAGCCAGCCUUCUGCCCAGGCCCCCAGCCAACCCACCUUCCAGACUGGCUCCCAGGACCCUGGUCAGGGUUACAUGCUAACACCCAACGCCCCUGCCCUCUACCCUGGCCCCGUCUACGGGCCCUCCGGCUUCGAGAAGCCCCCUCCUUAUGCAUGCUGAAUGCCAACCUGACCUUUAGCCUUUGACCUUUAGGCCAGGGUAAGAGAGGCUAAUGUCCAGAAACAACACCUAGCCUCUGUCACCUGGUCAGCACAGACAUGAAGGAAUCAGCUCGGUGUGACAGCUUCCAUAUAUCCUAUCAAUCAAUCCGAUAUGGCUUCCAUAUAACAAAUAUAUCCUUCCAAUCAUUGCUUCAUACGGCCAGCUAUGUGAUUCCUUUUGAUCUGCACACAACGAACGAGUUAGGGAAUAAAAGGGACUAGGAGAUAUGGGGCUAGGAGACAAGGGGCUAGGAUAAGGGACUAGGAGACAUGGGGCUAGGGGAUAAGGGACUAGGGCUUCUUUCUGGACUAGGCCAGAGAAUGUAGCACAAGCAGGGUUGGGGAGGUUACUUUUAAAAUGCACCUGUCCAAAAUAGUAAUUAUUGGAUUACUCAAACGAAGUAAUGUAAUCUGAUUACUUUUACUUUUGCAAUUAGAUUAGAGGCAUUUGAAGAAGACAAACUGGCAUACUACCAAUUGCACAACAUUUAUUGCAGGAUAAAUCAAUGGGAAGUGGUCCAGAUA
Messenger RNA from Oncorhynchus gorbuscha (pink salmon), 915 nucleotides. RefSeq names its product transmembrane protein 255B-like. The coding region runs from base 5 to 349 and encodes 114 amino acids. Lineage: Eukaryota; Metazoa; Chordata; Actinopteri; Salmoniformes; Salmonidae. The transcript has 2 exons. The record is from RefSeq and is a predicted model, not a curated record.